CAGGGAUCGCUGCUACUCCCUAAAGAGCGUUCCUUUCUUUCCUGCUCUUGAAACACCAGAAACGAUCACACCAAUAGGGGUCUCUCAUGGUCAAAUUCCAGUUCAUAACAAGCCAGCUGAUAUCGCGGUAACCUUGUUGGGUGUGCGGUUUGCCCUCACCUCAGGGUUAUUUCGAUAUUCCAUCUCCCCACCCAACACGCAGCCCGUGAUUAUCUGGUCAUGACAGAUCACGAUCGCCAACAGCUGCGGUGAACCCAAAUCAUCCCCUCACUCAUCAGCCGGUGGUUCAAUAUAUCCUUCGCCUAAUCAUCACUGCUGCAAGUGUCUAUCCAAUACAUUUCAGGGAUUUUUGCUCACCAUGCAUAGCCGGAGAAGCGUUCUAGUAAGCCUCCUAUCAAUGCAGAACUUCCUAGCUAAGCCCGCUGGUGUAGGGUGGUAGUAAGAAUGAAUCAUAAAUGUCACACUUUCUCUGCGGGUAUCGCUAUGUGUCAGGAAGUCCGAAAUGGUUUGAGCCCUCGCUUCGCAGCGUUUACAUCAACUGGUACCGAAGCUCGCCGUACCCGAAAGAAGCAGAAGACCCCCACUCAAGUCUGAUAUCUACUUCUGAUUGGCCCUUCACACUUGAAACGUGUCCCUACUGAUUGCCACCUCAAGCCUAUUCUCCUUGGGCUUCUCUCCGGCCGGCGCUGGUAUUGGUAUGAGAAUCGAUGGUAGCCUAGUAGCCGGCUAGGUAGACUUCGGCGAUCCCACUGAACCAUCUUCCGCUAUCAACCUGCAAGCGCCCUCCCGGUCAACGCGCCCAACCCUGUUAUGUUCCACAAGUAUCUUCAGACUCUGCCUCACCUAUACCCAACCCGCAUUGCUCCUGCACGGAACCCGUGCCUGAACUGCACGUAUUGCGACGGCGAGAGAACAGAAUGGGCCCUUCAGUCUCACUUCCUCACCACCUCCAUGACCGUCCAAGACGUGUCGGAAGGGAAGAACAUUCCGCACAACUAUAUACAUUGUUGCCACGGAUCUUGUGUCACUCUCAACGAGUCUGACUUUCGCCAAAGAAAAG
Molecule: messenger RNA, 1060 nt
Organism: Cantharellus anzutake
Lineage: Eukaryota; Fungi; Basidiomycota; Agaricomycetes; Cantharellales; Hydnaceae
Exons: 2
Coding region: 456-641 (61 amino acids)
Source: RefSeq, a predicted model, not a curated record